Molecule: messenger RNA, 5457 nt
Organism: Thalassophryne amazonica
Lineage: Eukaryota; Metazoa; Chordata; Actinopteri; Batrachoidiformes; Batrachoididae
Product: F-actin-uncapping protein LRRC16A-like
Exons: 41
Coding region: 321-4541 (1406 amino acids)
Biological process (GO): regulation of Arp2/3 complex-mediated actin nucleation; cell migration
Cellular component (GO): plasma membrane; lamellipodium
Molecular function (GO): protein binding
Source: RefSeq, a predicted model, not a curated record
AAUGUCCACGAGUCGUUUGCUUUUUUCUUUUAAAUCUCUCUGAAAUGCAGGAUGCACCGUUUUUCAACAUGAUCCUGAGACGAUUCUAGUGAUGAUUUUCUUCUCCCCCCCCUUUUAUUGAUCACAUCACCCGCGCUGUUUAAACAGAAAAGAGAUGCGCCCGACACACCGAGAGGAGUGGAGCAUGUAACCGGCAGAAAGGCUGCGCCGAGCGGCUGCACCAUUUCACAUUUCUCGCUCUUCCUUCCCUCGUUCCUGGAGGUCGGUUGGUGUGUUCGGCUGGACUCUUGUCGUUUGUUUGGACUUUUUAUCUCGGCAGAAUGAGCGAGGAAGUGUCAGAGGUCCCCAAGGAGCUCGUGGAGAGUGUGAGGGAUGCGGUGGGGAGGAAGGUGAAGCUGUCGCUGAGGAGGAGAGUCAAACUGGAGAUCAAAGGAGACAAAACGGAGAACAGAGUUUUGGCCCUCACUGCUUAUCGAACCUACUUGUUAACAGCACGCAUUCCUGCAAAGGUGGAACACACCUUUAAUUAUCUGGAGAUUCAGGGCAUUGCUUGUAACAAGCCAACACAGCUAUUUAUAGAGUACGAGCGCGGCUCCUUCUCCCUGAAGCUGCUUUCCACAGAGGAAGUCAAUGAGGUCGUUGCUCACAUUGGAAACUGUCUGCAGAGGAUAUGUCCUGGUCUACCACCAGGUAAAGUCAUGAAGAAGCUGUGCAUGGAGCCUCCAGAUCGUCUCACUUCACUGCAGACAUUGUGGGACAGCAACAAGUCCGCUGACCCUGGACCCUGCGGUGGUUUUUCUCAGCUGUACAGAUGUGUUUGUGACUGGUUGGGGCUGCCUUACAGAGAGGAGGUCCAGUGGGAUGUGGACACAAUCUAUCUUACACAAGACUCCAGAGAACUAAACUUGCAAGAUUUCAGCCAUCUGGAGAACAGGGAUCUAAUGCCCAUUAUAGCAGUGCUGGAGUUUAACCAGUGGUUCAGCAAACUCUCCACCAAGGAUUAUAAACUGUCUGCAGAUGUUUGUGAGCAGAUUCUUCGGGUGGUGUCUCGCUCUGGUCGGCUGGAGGAGUUGGUGCUGGACAACACAGGGCUCAAAACAGACUUUGCCCAGAAGCUUGCUGCUGCUUUGAACCACAACUUUAACUCAGGACUCACCACCAUUAAUCUCGCCAACAACCCACUGGAGGACAGAGGUGUCUCUGCCCUUGGUGCUCAGUUUGCCAAACUUCGUAUGGGGCUCAAACAUUUAAACUUUUCCAAAACCUCACUGUCACCCAAAGGGGUGAACAGCCUUUGUCAGUCACUCAGUGCCAACCCGUCCAUCCCCAGCAGCUUAGUCCAUCUGGACCUCUCAGGGAAUAUCCUCAGAGGAGACGAAAUGCAGCAUUUCUACAACUUUCUUGGUCAUCCCAACAGCCUUGUAACCCUGGACCUCUCCAACACUGACUGUUCACUGGAUCAGGUUUGCUCUGCUCUGCUUCGAGGUUCAGUCCAACACCUCUCUGUUCUAAAUGUCUCAAAGAGUGUCUUCCCUCAUAGGAAAAGCAAAGAGGUGCCUCCAUCAUUCAAGCACUUCUUCAGCAGCGCCAUGUCUCUCAGCUCCAUCAAUGUGUCAGGAACCAAGCUGUCGCCAGAAGCUCUCAAAGCUCUUCUUCUUGGCUUGGCCUGUAACCCUAAUCUGAAGGAUGUUUCUCUAGACCUCAGCUGCUGUGAGCUUGGCCAUUGUUUGCGGUCUGGAGGAUCUCAGAUCCUUGAAGGUUGUAUUGCAGAGAUUCCAAACAUCUCCAGCCUCGAUAUCUCUGACAAUGGUUUGGAUUCAGACCUGUCCACUCUGCUGCUGUGGCUGGCCAAGAAUCGUUCUAUCAGACAUUUGUCUCUAGGCAAGAACUUCAAUAACAUCAAGUCCAAAAACCUUGCCCCAGUGUUGGACAGCCUAGUCCACAUGAUUCAAGAGGAAGAGUCGCCCCUCACCUCUCUGUCUUUAGCGGAUUCUAGACUAAAGAGCGAUCUAACCAUUGUUCUGAACGCCCUCGGCAGCAACUCCUCUCUCACCAGGCUUGACAUCAGCGGUAACGCCAUGGGGGAUAUGGGAGCCAAAAUGCUGGCCAAAGCCUUACAGAUCAACAGUAAACUCAGGACCGUGAUCUGGGACAAGAACAACACCAGCCCUCAGGGUCUACAGGAUGUAGCAGCCGCACUGGAGAAGAACUUCACCAUUCGUUUCAUGCCAAUUCCAAUCAUUGAUGCCUCCCAGGCUCUGAAGGCGAGCCCAGAGAAAACAGAAGAUGCUUUGCUGAAGAUUGAAAAUUAUCUGUAUCGGAACCAGGAAACCAGGAAGUUCCUCCAGGAACAGGCCUAUCGGCUUCAGCAGGGCAUUGUUACAACCACCACACAACAGAUGAUUGACAGGAUUUGUGUGAAGGUGCAGGACCACCUGAAUUCACUGAGAAACUCUGAGAUAGAUGCCAUUUUGGAGGACAUCAAGUCAGCAGAGAACCUCAUCAAAGACGCCAGAAACUCUAAAACACUGCUUCCUAACCUCUACCAUCUAGGAGCAGCUUCUAGAGAGGAGGUGAACAGCUCCUCAAUGGGACCCAUCCAGGAGAAGCUGGAGUCUAUGGCUGGGGAGGUGACAACUGUGAUGGACCAACAACUGCAGACUCUCUUGGAAUCGAUGGUGGACGCAGCAGAGUCUCUGUGUCCUCACGUGAUGAAGAGGAGUAACCUUCGCUCAGACCUGAUCAAGGCCAGCACUGGCCAAGAUGGUUGUGCGAAGAGCUUUGUAACCAGAACUCUCCUGGAGCAGUCUGGGGUUGAUAUUAUCAACAAGAUCAGCGAGGUGAAGCUGAGUCUCGCGUCCUUCCUGUCUGACCGCAUCGUGGACGAGAUUUUAGAAGCUCUGUCCUCGUCACAGCACACUUUGGCAGACCAUCUGGUGUGUCGAGGUCGCCCCUUGGUCCAGCAGGAAUCUGUGGAUCUGGAUGUGCCAGAAGAAAAGAUUCCUAAAAGGGCGUCAACAGAGAUACUGGAGGCUGAGCGUCUUGAAGAUCUGGAGACAUGCAUGACUCUGUGCUGCACCAGUAUGACACCUAAAUCCAAGAGGAAAAGCAUUCACAGCAGAAUGCUGCGACCGGUGUCUCGUGCCUUUGAAAUGGAGUUUGACCUGGACAAGGCCUUGGAGGAUGUCCCUGUUCACGUGGAAGAUAAUUCAACUUUAUCUCAAACCCCGCCCACUCCAUCUCACGCUCUGCCUAAACUGGAGCAACAGCCACCGGGACAGAUGGUUGAGUUACCGUCUGAGGAGGAGAAAAAGCUGCAGCACUUCACCAAACUUCGACCCCGCAGGGACAAGAAAACACAUUCCAGCAAAAUACCUCAAAUCGCCAGUGCUUCAUCCCAAGAUGGGGAGCAGAACGGCCUCAUGGGAAGGGUGGAUGAGGGUGUAGAUGAGUUCUUCUUUAAGAAGGUCACCAAAAUAGAUUCCAAACGUUCUCUGAAGAAUUCCGAAUCUCAAGACGGAGAAAAGAAGAAGAGUAAAGGAUUUCUCAACCUCAUCAAACGUUCCUCCAAAUCCGAUAAAGCAGAUAAGACUGAUAAAUCUGAGAAAAACCAGCCGCUGCCUCCUUCCUCUGGAACAUCUUCAGCUUCUGCCCCCGCUUCUGCCAUACCUGAGGAGUCCAGCUCACCAAAGGUGGCUGUGAAGAACACAGCGCCUGAGCCAAAGUCCAGAGAUGCUUCCAGCCGCUCACAGCCGACGGAUUGCAGCAGCAGCUCAGACCGUUCUGAGGAGCUGAGGACUCCAGACUCCAUCGAUGAGCCCUGGGAGGGUUCAGACGGUCGGUGGAGUCCACAGGGGGGUAAACGGUAUACAGGAGUACAGAUGAUUGGCAGUGGCCUCCUGGCAGAGAUGAAGGCCAAGCAGGAAAGGAGAGCGCACAAGUCUUCCAGCCCAGACAGGCCUGACAGCAGUACACCAGUUAAGUCCAACCCUGCAGAAAGCCGAUGUCCUGCUGGCUCCAUUAAUAAAACCGCCCCUACACCUGCUUCCCCAGAAAAGACGUCUCCACGCUGUGACGCCAAGCCAGAAACGGCCCCUCGUCUCCGUGCUGCCUCCUCCUCGAGCUCCCCCGGGGGACCAGUAAGCCCCAAACCAUCUGUCCCCCAGGGAGUCAAGCCUGCCCUGGCUGCCCGACCCACCAUCCCACAGAAGCCAAGAACCACUGCCAGCAGGAGCACAGAUGAGAGCUCAGACUCCCCGAACAGUGGCACCGUGUCAACUAAGGUUCUCCCUGCAACAAUGAAGAGAGCACUAUCAGAGAAAGACAAUGAUGGACAGACGGGGAACUCCACCAAUCAAACUGCUCAGGAAGUGAGGGCGACGUCUGUGUCAGACUCUGUGCGACGUUCAAACCCUCUACGUACCAACUCUGAGGAUCGCAGCACCUUAAAGGCCAAGGACCAGUCGCCAAACCCAGACAAGGCAACGGGCAGGAAGUUGGAGCCUGGGGAGGAGCCCGACAAAGACUAUAUUUUAAUAUGAGCAACCCUACAGCCAAAUAUCUUCAAUUUACAAAAAGCAGCUAAGAAAAGUAGAUUCAUUGGUAUGCCAUCAUUUAUUGUAGAGGUUCCACGUUGCAUUUGAUCUCUUCAUGGGGUUUAUUCUUACAACAAAAUACAAAUCAGGUUUGAGUUGCCUGAUGAACUCUUACAGCAUCAGGCAAUAAAGAAAAAAAAAUUACAGCUACACUUAAUGAAAUUACGAAUCAAUACCGAUUCAAAGAGCUUUCUUCUCUGUUUUUCUCAAAAAUGCAACUGUAGAUUUAAGGCUUGUCACAUAUGUUGAGCGGCCAUCCGCCCAGGACUAAAAACGCCACUAUCAUUGUACUGUACUUGAAGUCUAACAUACAAGACCUGCACUCAGUGAGAUUGUUUAUUCACUAUUUGGAUACUUUUUUCGAUAUACUUUGUAAAGUAUGUGCAAGUUUUCACCUAACUUAAUGGAUUUUUAUGUUUGUUUGUUUUUUUUUUUUCUUUUUUUUUUACAGGGAAAUACAGGUUCAGCUGAGAUUUCUCAGCACAAACGCAUAACCCACACGCCUAUGUAGCUUAAGUCACCCACAGAGGGCCGACCUGAAUCUAAAGACCAGCAAUGUAAACGCAAAGCAAACCGUCACGCUCUGUUCUUCCUGCUGGUCCUAUCGAUUUGCUUUGAGCGGACUGUGGUACACUUUAGCACUGAUGAUAAAUUAAUAAGGCUGUAGCACUGUUAACUAGCACUGCACUGUGUUUAAACACUGUUGGCGGGGGGGGGGGGGGCAGGGACAGACCCCUUUAGCUCAUGUUAGCAAACCCAGGUCUGUUUUACACUAUUUACAGGGUCGUGUCAAAGUGCAUUACAGAGACCCAUCAAACACUUUGGCUCAUGUUCAUCAAAACUGUAUGAUCAGUCAUAUUUA